CCCGCCCCUGCCGGGGAGCCUCUGCGCUCUCCGCGCUUUGGGGCGGCGGGGGCGCACGGGGACUGCCCGGGACGGCGCGAUGGAGUCGAGCGGAGGCCGCGCGGAGGGCUCGGGCCGCGGCCCGCGGGUGCUGGUGGUGGGCAGCGGAAUCGCGGGGCUGGGCGCCGCGCAGAGGCUCUGCCGCCACCCGGCCUUCCCGCAGCUGCGGGUCCUGGAGGCCACUGCCCGCGCCGGCGGCCGCAUCCGCUCGGAGCGCGGCUUCGGUGGUGUGGUAGAGCUGGGUGCCCACUGGAUCCACGGGCCCUCACAGGGCAACCCGGUCUUUCAGCUGGCUGCCAAGUACCAGCUGCUGAGGGAGAAGGACUUGUCAGAGGAGAACCAACUGACCGAAACUGGGGGUCAUGUGGGCCUGCCCUCCGUGUCCUACGCCAGCUCUGGGGUAAGUGUGAACCGUGAGCUGGUAGAGGAGAUGGCGAGUCUGUUCUAUGGUCUCCUAGACCAGACUCGGGAGUUCCUACACGCGGCGGACGCCCCAGUGCCCAGUGUUGGGCAGUACCUCAAGAAGGAGAUCCGUCAGCGUGCGGCUGGCUGGACAGAGCAUGAGGAGACCAGGAAGCUCAAGCUGGCCGUCCUCAACAGCUUCUUCAACUUGGAGUGCUGUGUGAGCGGGACCCACAGCAUGGACCUGGUGGCCCUCGUGCCCUUCGGGGAGUACACCGUGCUGCCAGGGCUGGACUGCACCUUUCCUGGGGGCUACCAGGGGCUCACAAACCACAUAAUGGCCUCCUUGCCAGAGGACGUGAUUGUUUUUAACAAGCCUGUGAAGACCAUUCACUGGAGUGGGUCCUUCCAGGAAGCCUCGUCCCUCGGGGGGACGUUUCCAGUGUUGGUGGAGUGUGAGGACGGAGCCUGCUUCCCGGCACAUCACGUCAUCGUCACUGUGCCCUUAGGUUUUCUUAAAGAACAUCUGGACACCUUCUUUGAACCACCACUGCCCACUGAGAAGGCAGAAGCGAUCAGGAAGAUGGGCUUUGGGACCAACAAUAAAAUCUUCCUGGAGUUUGAGGAGCCUUUCUGGGAGCCAGACUGCCAGUACAUCCAGGUGGUAUGGGAGGACACGUCACCCCUGCAGGACGUCACGUCUGAGCUGCAGCACGUCUGGUUCAAGAAGCUCAUUGGCUUUUUGGUCCUGCCUUCCUUUGACAGGUCUGGCCACGUCCUCUGUGGCUUCAUCGCCGGGCUGGAGUCGGAGUUCAUGGAGACGCUGUCCGACGAGGACGUGCUUCUGUCUCUGACCCAAGUGCUUCGCAGGGUGACAGGAAACGCCCAGCUCCCUGCGCCCAGGAGUGUGCUGCGCUCCCGCUGGCACAGCGCCCCGUACACCAGGGGCUCCUACAGCUACGUGGCCGUGGGCAGCACCGGGGACGACAUUGACCAGCUGGCGCAGCCCCUGCCCACGGACGGCGCAGAGGCACAGCUCCAGAUACUGUUUGCAGGGGAAGCCACACAUCGCUCGUUUUACUCCACCACGCACGGGGCUCUGCUGUCUGGCUGGAGGGAGGCCGACCGGCUCAUCGCUCUGUGGGACCCACAGGCACAGUUGCCCGGGCCCUGGCUCUGAGUCCUGCUUCUCCCCUUCUGAGCCCAGCUCCGCCCCUCCAGUGCCACAGGGAGGCUGACACCGUCCUUUCCUCGGACAGACAGUGUCUGUCCUGGCUUGAGAUUUGGGGAUGUUAAUGACAGCCUGCCUUUUCUGGUGACUGGAGGAAGCUCUCAUCUUUCAUGUCCCUGAGUCUGGCCAGGGUCUCGCUAGAGCUGAGUGCGAAGUCUUCUUGGAGAAAUGAGGCCUGGGAGCCCCACUGCCGCCGGGGCAGGCACAUAAAGUCUGUUAACGCGU
Molecule: messenger RNA, 1897 nt
Organism: Neogale vison (American mink)
Lineage: Eukaryota; Metazoa; Chordata; Mammalia; Carnivora; Mustelidae
Gene: PAOX
Product: polyamine oxidase
Exons: 7
Coding region: 80-1621 (513 amino acids)
Molecular function (GO): polyamine oxidase activity
Source: RefSeq, a predicted model, not a curated record